Molecule: messenger RNA, 462 nt
Organism: Lolium perenne
Lineage: Eukaryota; Viridiplantae; Streptophyta; Magnoliopsida; Poales; Poaceae
Source: RefSeq, a predicted model, not a curated record
AUGGGGAACUUCGUGAUGAACUACAAUAUGCAGAACAUGAACAAGGAGUUACCUGAACUCUUCUCCAUGCUAAAAUCUGCUGAGAUUGAGAUACAGAAAGAGUACCAAGUGUUGAUGGUCAACAAGACCACCAGUUUCAAGAAGCAAGGCAAACCUAAGAAGGGUAAUAUCAAGAAGGGCGGCAAGAAAGCUGUCGCUCCUCCUGAGAAGCCUAAGGGUGGCCCUAAACCUGAUACUGAUUGCUAUUACUGCAAUGGGAAGGGGCACUGGAAGCGUAAUUGCCCCAAGUACCUGGCUGAUCUGAAGAGCGGCCUUGUCAAGAAGAAGAAAGGUAUAUCUGAUAUACAUGUUAUAGAUGUUUAUCUUACUGGUUCUCGUACUAGUGCGAAGGUUCAGUACAAAAGAUCGACUCCUAGUGAGUCAGCAGAAGCAGUCGCACAUCAUAAGGAUAUCGACAUCUAA